Amoebophrya sp. A120 is the source of this 2278-nucleotide messenger RNA. NCBI's taxonomy places the organism in Eukaryota, Dinophyceae, Syndiniales, Amoebophryaceae. The record is from the annotation of a GenBank genome assembly.
AGCCUGAAACCUCGAACACGAAACUCGAUUCCCAACCCCUCCGCACUUCUCCCGACCCCCUAGUGUAGGAUAAGAAAUUAUGACGAUGAUGAUGCUUUGCCAAAAAUACUGAUAAAAUUGUACAUCACAGCUUCUAGGGACGAGCAUAGUUGGCUCUACUAAAGUCAAAGAAUACAUCUAGAUCUACAGUCACUUGUUCGUCUUGUACCCCUAUCUGUGCAGGCCCUAAUGAUUUUUUGAAAUAAAUACAGUUUACUUUUGAAACAAAAUUGAGAUUAUGUCCUUUUUGUGGAACUGGUGGCAAACGUGCAACUGCGUCAAAGACGCACGCCGGGUAAAGGACGAAGAAAAGGCGAACGAGGUCGCGAUUCCUCCUCCGACGGUCGCGAUUCCUCCUCCGACGGUCGCGAUUCCUCCUCCGACGACCCCUGCUUUAACCCCGACCACUGCUGCUGUCGGUCUCGGCAUGAUCCUCGCGCUGCUGCAGGCAUCAAAAGGAAAAAUCCCCCCUCCCCAUAUCGAAAACGAAAUUUGUGAUGCUGUAUUUGAGUACACAGAUCGACCUGUAAUGCUAGAAGGCCAAGAGACGCAGCUGUGGCCUCGUCUGCAAGGAAUUUUUCAUGCUGUUUUCCACUUCCAGCUGCCCCCUGUCAUGCUGAAGAUGCAAGGCUUUCCUACGCCAGCCAGCACUCCAGUCCGCAUCUUGUCCCUUCUAGCAUGACAGCGCUGAUUUGUGACCACAAAUCUGCAUUGCAAAUUCCUAGCCUGAGUAUGGGCCGGGGGAAUUUUUCCUUUUGAUAACCGGCCCUGGACGACCUUUUUCGCGCGGACGAACGUAACAUCUACGUCUUGCAGCCGACUCGGGUCGAGUACUGGUAUGACCGCAACACCGCCACAAUCAAGGCGACCCUCCACCACACUCGCAUCGCGCCGGAGUGUGAGGCGGAGAUGCGGGGAACUGCACAGGCGACGUCCAAGUGGCACGUAUCCACUGCAACAGUGUUUGGGUCUGGCUUUGUCAUGCGAGAUCUGCUGUGUGCAGUAAUGCGACGGGACAGAUUUUCGUGCUGGAAGCUAGUUUGUCAUGCAAAACGCGGUAGAAGUCGCGCUAUCAAUCGAAAAUAAACUUGUGAUGCGCUAAUGCUGUGCAGAACAUCUCUGCCUUGCAACACUCAGCAACACAAAUUCGCUGCGUCUUUCCAGACAUCCAAGGGUAUUUGCAGUUGAUCGCACAAAUUCGUCCACGAAAAAAUCAGCAUCUUGGCCACCCAGCAUAUGGCUUUCUCAAACGUUACAUUCUCAACUUUUACAUGGAUUUGUGAAAAAAGAACAGUCACAGUGAAAGAGGUAUGCUUGCAUCUUUCGCAUUACAAAUUCGGCACGGAUUUUAAUACUGUUUACCCCUUCGAGGAUGUGUUAUUUACCCGAAGCAGCUUGCUCGCUGUGUGGCUGAUGGCAGCUUCUUUGUAUCACAAAUCAUGUUUAUAUUAACAGUUGAGAUUGUAUUAACGUUUGAGAACGCCAUACACCAGCCGGCAAUGGUCGACGCGGUCAGCCGAAUCCUGUCGCAGAUGAUGCAAGUGGACAAGGUGAUCCCGGCCUUAACCGGUUCGGACGGGGAAAUGCUGACGUGGGUCCACCGUGGCGGGGAACAGGUGGCGGAAGAGCUCAAGAAAAAUGGACAAGCGGUCGCGUACUAGGGUGCUUCAAGAUUCUGAAAGUCUGUAAGAUUGUGCUGCUAAGGACAAUCCCAAAAAGUUUACUGUAUCAAUUUUGCAGAAAAUUCCAUCUCUCCGCUGCUGUGAUUCUCAUUUUGGGUCUCCACUUCUACAAAAAUCCAGCAGUUACUCUUGUUUUACUAGCUAUGACAGUUGAGAUUGAAAUACAGUUUGAGAAAUUUUACGAAGAGGAAAGUGUAAGAUUAUUCGUUCUUGAAGCAGGUACAAGAACAAUAUUAUAAAAAUGUGGCUUUGCUUUUGCGCAUACACUACAUUUUGGUGAAAUGAUAACGAAUGAAUAUUUACAGAAGGCGCAACGAGAACUAUUUCUUCCUUUUAGAGCUUUCUUUGCAAAUAUCGAAGACGAGGAUUGCAGCGUUACUGAUUUUGAACAAAAGUUGCGAACUCUAUAUACAGUCGAGUUGUGCAGUGGAUCGGCGCCACUGCGCACGUGCUUCUCGGGGGCAACGAAAUGGAAUGAACCUUCAUUUACUGGAUCGAAUUCGAGUUCGCAAGAAAAAAAUAUAAGUGACAGCUCCGUCGCAGCUUCGUUUUUACGG